AAUGUCUGAUGAUAUCUAUACCAAUGCAGACAUCAUUCAGAAUAAUGAACCCCUGAAAGGUACCUCCAGCCUCGUGGAACAGACAUCAAGGAGGUCUCAGCAUUCUGGAUCCGAGCCUGCAGGGGCACGACGCUACAGACUGGCCAUCGUGUGUCUUGGGAUGCUGUGUUUACUCCUGCUGUUGAUCUCCACAGUCAUUUAUGUUUACUUUAAAGGAGCUCUUAAUGAAGCUGAAAAGAAGGGUGGAAUGUUAACGGCAGAGAGAGACCAGCUACAGGUUAAUUACAGCAUAAUGGCAGUUCAAGUUUCUCAGCUUGAAGACAAAAUGAGACGUUUUGCAGAAAACAGAUGUCCUGAGGGCUGGAACAGUUUCCAUUUAAAAUGUUAUUACAUCUCUGGUAAAAAGAACACCUGGGUCAAGAGUCAGGAGGAAUGUAGACAGAAAGGAGCAGAUCUGGUGGUUAUAGACAGCAAAGAGGAACAGAUUUUCCUCAGUCAGUUCCAGAGAACCUGGAUUGGUCUGAUAGACAAAGAACAUAAAGGGAUCUGGACAUGGGUGGAUGGGACACCACUGACCACAAGUUACUGGGCAUCAGGGGAGCCAAAUGAUUUUGACAUAGACGAGGACUGUGUUGAGAUACGCUUAGCACAUGAGACACUGAAGAACUGGAAUGACUUACCUUGUUCUGCAGAAAUAAACUGGAUUUGUGAACAGGGAGGAGUUAACUGAGAUCAACCGCCAGCAGAUAUAAAAAUGACUGGUGAUUUAUUUUUUUUACAUUUAGUAACAUGAAGUUUCUCAAAUGCCCUGUCUUAGUAAAGCUGUUAUGAAUAUUUAGAGACAGUUUUCAGUUUUCUUGAGUUUUUUUGUUUUGGUACCUGUUCCCCGUGUCAGAUGCAGCAAAUCAGCCCCAAAACAAACCUGAGGCCCCUCCAUGUUUCACAGAAGGUAUGAUGUUCUUUUCUUUUGGAGGUUUAUUUUUCUGUCUGUAAUCAUAGAUCAUAAAGCUCCAGUUUUGUCUCAUCAGUCCAAAGAACAUUCUUCCAGAAACUUUGAGGCUUGUGAACAUGCAUUUUGGCGAAUUCCACUCUGACUUUUUCUGGAGCCCUGGGUCUUCUGCCAUGGAGCCCAUUAUUCUUCAAGGUUGAAUGAUUUUGGAUGGUUUCCUUGACUCUUUUGCUACUAUCCGCACUAACUUUCUGAUCAACCUGGGGUUGCAUUUCCUCUUGCAUCCAGUUUUCAAGAUAAAAACUGAAAACCUUCAAGUGUCUGAGCUGGUCCUCUGUUCACUAUGUCAUACUGCGUCAGUUUUGAUGUUAUUGGUCUCAAAAUGUAUAUAUCAUGUUAUGACCUUAUUGAUAAAGAGUCUAAUGUUUCUUCAAUGGCGUAAUGUAAAAUGAAGUCCAAAGGAAAACAAAAUCAGAUGAUUUAUGAAGUUAGUAGAACUGUACUUUUUGUGACGCAAAAUAAAAGAAUGAUAACCAGAACAAAAGAGUACAACUUUGGGCGAACUGGCACUGAAAUAAUAAACAAAAAGAAAAUCGGUGAACUGGCUGGGAGUCAAACACAGACCUUCCACAUGGUAACUGAAGAGUCUCCCACUGCACCACUAACUACAAAAAGAAUUCUCUAAAGAGAAAGCAACCCGAAAGACAAAGACAAAAAAACAAUAACUAUAACAAUAACAACCAGGAAAAAAUAUAUGGCAAAGCAGAUGAAAGUAAAGAACACACACCCAUCCAAGUCCUGACAGCAUGGUGUGCAGGUAAUGUUUCUGUGAACAAGUAGUAAGAUCCAUCAAAUACUUUUUCGACUUAUCACAUUUGCAAGAUCAAAUCUUUUUUCAUGCUUCCUUUUGCUGUCAAAGUGGUGUCGGCUCAAUUUCAGGGCAAGCUGUCUCAAAACUUAACCACUUCCAUUUCAGCAGCUGUACAAUAACCCAUACAGCCUAACAGAGGUGCCACAGUCAGACUUUUAACCAAACAUUGCUCUGUAGCCUGACUGUUCUCCAUUUUGUUAUUAAUGAUAUGAAUAGGAAUCCAAAGCAGAUGAAUGUCAUUGGUCUGUUCAGAUUAGAAGGGGGUUCAUGAGGGAAUUCUGAGGGAAUGCAUGUGUGAUACAAAAUUCAUGAUUAUGCAAAUAUAUACACAUACCUAAUCAGUAAUUAAUAAUAGAAUUUAUAAUGAUGCUGUUAAUUUACCUAUAAUGAUUGAAACAAUAUAACCUCUCUUGAAUCAGUCUGAUGUAUCAAGCACAAUGUACU
Molecule: messenger RNA, 2264 nt
Organism: Brienomyrus brachyistius
Lineage: Eukaryota; Metazoa; Chordata; Actinopteri; Osteoglossiformes; Mormyridae
Product: CD209 antigen-like protein C
Exons: 6
Coding region: 2-730 (242 amino acids)
Source: RefSeq, a predicted model, not a curated record